UCGAGGCUGUAUUCUCAACGAUGGCGACAGCUGAGACGCCAAAUAUUGGUCAAUAUUAACAUUUAACACUCCUGUUUUCAAGAGCUCAGCUUCCUAUAAAGGCAAAGAUAACAGCCAUUUUGCCUUGGGGAAUGCAUCAUUUCAGGAUUCUAAACAGUGUCAUAACAUAAAAUGGAUGAUUCAGAGUCUCAUAAGCAAAUGGAAUUAAACUCACCCCAUCAAGAUCCACUUCAGGCAGCUAAUACUAAUCUACUAAGCAGUCAAGACUUGUCAUGUAGUGACCACAGCACAUUUAAACCCUCCUUACCAGUUACAGACAGCACUAGUACUGCAACAGACCUGUCUCUGCCUGCAUCUGACCCUAUACCCAAUAUUGAACAUAAUAUACUUCCAGUACAAGAUGCACCAGUGUCAUCAGAGGAGCCAGUUAUAGAAUCAAAACCACCAGAACCUGAGCAACCAAAAGAGGAACCUUUACCUGAAAAUAUGGCAAAGUGCGAAUUUUGCAGUCACAUUGGGAUAAGAGAAUCAUUCUUCUCAAAGUCAAAACGCUUCUGUAAAAUGGAGUGUGCGAAACGAUACUCUGCGUCCAAUAUCAAGAAAAAAGCUAAGGAUAAACUUGGAACAACCAAGAAAAAACACAAACCAAGUGGUGCAACUACUGCAACAAGAAGUACAACAGCAAGUGUUGCUGCUGCUGUUGUUGGUAAAAUAGCACCAACAGAUGAACUUACAGUUGACACUUCACCACAGCAAAUCACUCCACACAAGCAUAUCCAAGGUCUUGGAACACCUAGUGGACAAGCAAGAGAAGUUGGUGAGAGCUGGCAAAACAAGACAUUUGAUUGGUCAGACUACCUCAAAAAGACUGCAGCGAAACCAGUUCCAGCAUUCAUGUUCAAACAUGUUUGUAUGAAUCCGUGUUUAAAGGGUGUUCAUGUUGGUAUGAAAGUAGAAGUUGUGAAUUGUGGUAUGGAUGUCAUGGAUGACAGUGAAGUGGCUUUCUGGGUUGCUACUGUCAUGCAGCUCAGACAGCAUCGAGUACUACUGCGAUACGAGGGAUACGAAGAAGACGAAACGGCAGAUUUCUGGUUUGACUUGAGAUCGCCUAAUAUCCACCCUGUGGGUUGGUGUGCCAAGAGAAAUAAAUUGCUAAUACCCCCACCAGCAAUUCGCGACCGAUGCAGUAACUGGAGAGAUUAUCUAUUUAAGUGUUUGUCUGGCGCCAAAACGUUUUCAGCAGAGUUCUUACAACAGCUACAAGACCAACCGUUUAACCGAUUUCAAAAGGGGAUGAAGGUAGAAGUGGCUGACAGAAAGAACAUGUAUUCAAUGUGUGUAGCUACUAUCGUCGAUGUUAUCGGUGACAGAUUAAGACUAAGAUAUGAUGGAUUAGAACCAGAUGUUGCAGAAGACUUCUGGUGCCAUUAUCAAUCAUCUGAGAUCCACCCUAUAGGCUGGUCAUCGCUUGUAGGACAUACCUUACAACCUCCAAUUGGAUGGAAACACAGUUUAAGCAAGUGGAAUGAAUUCCUCGCGGAAGAUUUAGCAAACUCCGUUGAUGCUCCUCAAGAAUUUUUCGUCCAGGAUUCCACGGGCACGGCACCAGGCCCUCACGAAUUCAAAGUGGGCAUGAAAUUUGAAGCAAUCGAUCCAUUCAACCCUAGCCACAUCGUAGUUGUAACUGUUAUUAAAGCGUUACGGUUCAACUACUUCGUCCUCGGCGUUGAUUCACUUGCAACAUACUUUGUAUGUCACGCAAAUAGUCGAAACAUCUUUCCUUGUGGUUGGGCCAAGUCCCAGUCGCUUCCGCUGACUCCACCUAGAGUUUGGCGUUCACCAUUUGUUUCAGACUACACACCAGAGACUUUUAGCUGGCCAGAGUAUCUGGAAAAGACUGGCGGUAUCGAAGCACCGGUACAUCUAUUUAAACAGGAAAGACGGAUUAAUGGAUUCCGAAUAGGCAUGAAACUAGAAGCAGUAGACCUUCGUGAGCCCGCACUAGUGUGUCCAGCUACAGUGACUGACGUCAAAGGCCCAUUGCUAAGGAUACACUUCGAUGGCUGGGAUGAUUCGUACGAUCAGCUUGUAGAUAUGGAUUCGCUGGAUAUCUUCCCUGUUAGUUAUUGUCUGUCUGUCGGACAUCCACUCCAACCCCCAGGACCAAUGCCUGACAAGUACGUUGAGCGGUACGGACUUGAAUUAGAAGGCAUAAAGCAAGCACCUAAGAGAAAAUCUCCAACUAUGGAAGAUAAAGGAGCUAAAAAGAAAGCCAAAUGUGUCUAUCCUCAAGAAACUGUGUAUUUCAACCGAAAGUGUUUUCCUGGUCCGUACUUGAACCGUGAACUGGUUAAAAAUCUACCUGACUGUGCUCGAGGCUCAAUAGUGGGUCCAGAAAAGCACAAUGUCAUGAGAAUAUGUAUGCAGAAUUUAGUGUCGUCCGCUGUUAACCCAAAACAGGUUCUCGAAUUAUUCUCUCGUGAAUUUUACCAAAAUAAAAAGAAUAAAGACCUUCAGCUCGGUGGUACCGUGUGUAUUGAGAUGAAGAGUAAGAAUGGCAAGCGUAUCAUGAGACGAGUCCGUGUCGCCAACAAGGCAGAGCAUCUUUUCACAUAUUUAAACCGUGUCUGUCAAGUACUUCACUGUUGUCCAGAGAUCGUCAGCGCUACGCGAUAUCCCAUGGGUUACUGCAGUCAACUUUGCAUGAGCAGAUCUAAAGAAAAUGGGGUGUCGUCAACAAGCGAUGGUCGACGCGAAGUGGAAAUCAACACUCCCCCAAAACCUCAAGUCGAAGAGACCGAUGUCCCACCCGCAGAUGAACAGACGGUUGGUGAAGAGGGAGAGUUACUGCCGCUUCCAAUAAAGGGAGAAGGAAAAGACUCACCGCAUGAGGCAAUGGUAACAUCUACAAGUAAUAUACCAGGAGUUCAGGAACAGGAAUCAGACGCUGCCUCGGUAUUACUCUAUCAAAGCUGUAACAAUGGAAAGGAUCCCCGUACCUGGAAUAUGCAGGACGUCGCCAACUUUAUGUUGUCUAUAGGUUGUUCAAACUAUGCAGAGGCCUUCAUCAAAGAGGAAAUUGAUGGCAAAGCGUUGCUUCUUCUUACGCAAGAAAUGUUGGAAUCAUUAACAGAAAACAAGCUGGGCCCAAUGACUAAGAUCCACAAUGCUGUUCGGGCUUUAAAGCAGUCGUGGGGGAUCUGACGUCACGACCAGCUUUAAUUGAUAUGAAUUAUUUCGUGAAUUUUGCAUGAUAUACUCUCCAAAAUAUUCCUACUAAAUUAUCACUACAAUAUGCCUCUGGAAACAGUUUAAGUUCAUUUUCGUAAUGUAGAAUGUAGUUAGAUUUCUAUUUCAGAUAUUUCUUUUAUUGCUCAUACGCCUAUUGGACACACCAGUACGUAUCCACUAGUGAAACUUCCCACUGCUUCACAUAUCCACUAGUAUACCUAAUUUGAAAACACAAUAAAAUGCUUUGUGAACACCUUUAAAGUGCGGACAUCUUCAAAUAAUAUCAAAUAAUAUGAAAUCAGAGCGGUCCUUAUAAAACAUCACACAGAUUAUAAAGAAAUCUGCCUUGAUGCUUGAUAACGUAUUCUUUGAAUACAGAAUGUAGACUAUAGCACGUUAAGCUACACUCUUUCCUGGCUACUUUACGUCAGUAUAACACACCCCUAGAUGGAAUGAAAUCUGGCCAGCAAUGCAUCAAUGUAUGAUUUGUUUGUAUCAAGCAAGACUGGAUGUCUUUGUAAGUCAAGAAAGGUCCAGUAUAAAGAACUAACAUCACGAUUCUGUACAGUAACUUUCAGAAAGGUUUUCAAACCACGUAGAAUAUGUAUUUAUGGUCAAAAAAUAUAUAAUGGUAUUGAAAAAAACCGUAUAUACCCGGGGACUUGAAAAAACCUGUAUAUACCCGGAACUAUAUAUAUAUAAAAUUACGUGACUUGAACAACUUCUUCGAGACCUGCUGGUAAUGGCUUAUCUUGUUCUGUUGGAAAGAAUUUAAAUCUAGGAUAUCAUUUUUGUAAAUAUCAUCCCACCACCCAUCCAUCCAUAGCACGCAAACAUUCAAAGAAUCUUUAUUUCCACCCACUAAAAUAUACAAGAAUGUACAGCUUGUUGUGGUUUUCACUUUACCUUGAGAUGUCUUUGUAAGACUAAUAGUGAAUAGGCGUUUCAUGGUCAAAUGGAAUAGACUCUGUAGCAACUCCUUUAUCAGUAGACCAUUGCACAACCCAUGACAAGACCUUUACUCUUCGCGGACUCACAAAGAGGGUUUGGCUUUUUAGCUGCCAUGGUUGUGGAAUGUCUAUUUUUGUACGAUGUAGAGUUAAGGCACCUGAACGAGGAUAAUAUUGAUAUUUAUAAGUAGAUUCUACAAAAACAAAUACUUCCUAUCAGCUUAUAAACAACAAAAAACUAAAUUAUAUACAGUAAGAUAUGAUUUCUGUCUAUGUCAUUCAGUUUUAUCUGGAAAGCACUCAAAAAAAGUAAAAGUACCAAUGUUAUUGUACCUUUGUAAUAUUUAUGAAUAUUAAGUAUAUGCUUUUGAAGGGUUAAGUGCCAUAACUCUAUAUCAUGUUUUUUGUAGCCUUAUAGCCAGUGAAAUAACAAGUAUAUAUAUUAAAAUACCUAAUAUAGGAGCUGAAAACAUGUAUAGAUGCCGCUGUAUCAACUCGCCGGCACUGUUUUAAGCACUGUAAGCUUUCUAUAUCCCAGACUAAAAUGUUUGCAAAGGUCGGACUUGUAUUUAUUGCUGUAAUUAAAGUUCAAUACUCUGUAUGUAUAACAAAAUAAAAGGUCGAAAAUCGUCAUCCUUACAAUUUAUGUGGGUUAAUUAUAAAACGGAUUUUGUUCUU
Exaiptasia diaphana is the source of this 4859-nucleotide messenger RNA. Its product is annotated as MBT domain-containing protein 1. The record is from RefSeq and is a predicted model, not a curated record. Gene Ontology annotation, biological process: regulation of DNA-templated transcription. Lineage: Eukaryota; Metazoa; Cnidaria; Anthozoa; Actiniaria; Aiptasiidae. The transcript is spliced from 20 exons. Bases 172 to 3204 code for a protein of 1010 amino acids. Gene Ontology annotation, molecular function: zinc ion binding; protein binding. Gene Ontology annotation, cellular component: nucleus.